GAGCGCGUGCGACCCGUGUCCCUGUGCGACACGUCCUGGGCGAGGAUGACGGGCCAGGACCUCCGUCAGCAGAACCUGGUGAGGACGCCCUCGCAGGCCAACAACCUCUCGACGACGGUGCCUCAGAGCCUGGUGGUGCAGAACCUGGGUGGGCGACACACGCCCACGCGCAGCUCCCUCAGGCACUCGCGGAUGAUCGUCCUCGCCAAGAACGGACAGAAGUUGCGCGACCGGCGGUGGCCGCCCAACAGCCUCGGGCGCGUGGGCGUGCUGGUGGUGACCGCGCAGAUCUUAGUGGGCGUGAUGGCGGUGACCCUCGCCGCGUGGUUCCUCAUGUGGGCGCCGUCGCUUAGCUUCAGGGAAGUUCCGCAUUACGCAGGCGUGCCGGUGUUCCUUGCGGGUGUAUUCGGCGCCAUCCUCAUCAGCUGUUUCCAGAGGCGGCGGCAGCGCUCUAUUGCCAACAUCAUUAAGGGCAUCUUGGUGGCUCUGUGCUGCAUCAGCAUAGUGACUUGCCUGAGCGUGUGCAUCUUUACCGCUCUCCACCUGGCUUACCUGGCUCCUAUGACGUGCCACACGCGCCACUCCACCAUCACGCAUCCGCCAUCGUCGGAGGACAUCCUAGAGUCGGUGAAGAACCGCGUCCUCCACAGCGACAUCGGGCUCCACGGCACCGCGACGACGAGCAGUCCGCCGCGGAAAGACGAGGCAGUCAUCCUUGGGUAUGACGACGACGAGGACGAGGCGGAAGGGAGCGGUCUGGUGAUGCGCGACCUGCAUACCCCCGACGACUAUGUGGACGAGCGCAUCCUCGAAUUUGAGACAGUCACCCUUCAGACUGUCACCGUCAAGAUAGAAAACGAGAUCGUGCUCAACGUUUCGUCGUGCGAAUGCGAGAGCCAGGGAGCGGACUGGGUGAGGACCUUGACCUAUCCCGAACUCUCCUGUCUCGAGGUUAACAAUCUUCUCCCAGUUCUGUUCGUGGCUUCGUGCGUGGUGACGGCCGUUGGAGCCGUGCUCUCGGCCCUGGUGUUGUAUCUUCUGUGGUCCUUCAGAAACAGCUUCUACGGCCCGGCCAAGCCCCACGAGACGCGCCCCUUCAUCUUCACCAGUAAUUUCAACAAGGGCAAGACGAAAGCGGCUUCGGUGUCGCGGGGCGGUGGCGUAACCAAUGGCGAGGGCAGCCUCAGGUGACACAGGCAGUGACAUAUGCCUCAUGUGACACAGCCUCAGGUGCCACAGACAGUAAAAUUUACCUCAUGUGACGCUGCCUGUCGCGAGGGAGAAAUACAGGUAUCAGAGACGGCAUGACGUGUGCCCUCUCCAACAAAGAUCUAUGUAGAUUUAGUUUCUCUUACAAAUGUGAUGGAUGAUUGACUGAUGCAGUAAGUGUCUGGCCCUGCUUUGUGAAGAGAAUCUAAUAAUGUUGAGUACAGAAAAAAAAAUUCAGAUAUAAAAAUAAUAAUAAUGAGCUUGAACUUAGAAAUUUAUAAAAAAUACAUUAUCAAGUAUGAAUAACAAACCACACACUCAAAAAAUACACGAAUAUAACGGCAAAGCUAUAUAUUUUUUUAAAUAUUUAAACUCUUGGAAUGGAUAAAGAUCGGGGAGCAUCGCCCGAAUGUGAUAUUCUCAUUUGCUGUGGAAAUCGACGAGCUGUUCACGAGGUCCGCAGACGCCGUCCAUACCUCGGAAUGAAUCUGAACCAGGAUACAUUUUCAUGAGAUAGCCCUCUUGUUGCAGGAUCAUUUGCACCCCCAGGCGCUGCCCCGGCCCGCGAGAAAGACUCAGCCUCUCCCUCAAGCAAAGCUUCAAGUGCGGCCUGUUUAGGAUGGAAACAUUGUGCCUUCUGUGACUUGCGCUCCGUCGCUACUGAAGUGUUGGAGUCACACUUUGAUUAGCAUCAUGUCGACUUCCAUGUAACACUCCGAUUAGCAUCAUACCUAUUUUUGUGUCACAGUGAUGUUGCCUAUUGUUGAGGUAGUGUCUAGCCAUUCUUGCAUUGUGUCAUAUUGACGCAACGCUGUUGGAGUGUGUUGCAGAGGUGAUUUACGGCUGUCAUUUGUCAUGUGCCUUAAGUUGCCACAGAAGUAUUGAUUAUUAUCGCUCACCUGGUUUAGUGUAAUGCUGAUUAAAAUAUAAGAAAUAUAUAUUAGAGAGAGACAUAACGGAAUUAGUAACUCAUAGUUCUGGUAAUAGUGAGUGAUUGGUAAUAGAAUCAUACAGAGCUGAUAAAUGUUGCCACGCAACCUAGUGUGAAUGGCAUUCUGACAUAGGAACACAAUUUAGAUUUAGUGCCAUGCAGUGCACACUCAUUAGUAUAGAUGGCACUGCUGUUGUGAUGCAGAAUUCGUAUGAGUAUCACCUACAAAACAAUUACAAAUGAAUUAGUUUAAACUUUGUCUGUGGCCUUAAAAUGUACCUUUUGUAAAUACCGACGUAGAUGUAACAGUUAAGAAGCAAUGAUUAUUUUAAGUAGAACCAAA
This is a messenger RNA of Penaeus monodon (black tiger shrimp), 2483 nucleotides long. RefSeq lists its product as uncharacterized. Gene Ontology annotation, cellular component: dystrophin-associated glycoprotein complex; sarcolemma. NCBI's taxonomy places the organism in Eukaryota, Metazoa, Arthropoda, Malacostraca, Decapoda, Penaeidae. The record is from RefSeq and is a predicted model, not a curated record.